AAAAGGUUUGUGAUGAGACUAGGAGAGAGUUCGUGGCAUGAAGACUGUUUAUUCUGCUCCCAGUGCCAAUGUUCCCUGCAGAACUCUUGUUACUUCAGAGAAAACAAACUCUUCUGCCGGAUGGAUUACGAAAGGAUAUUUGGUGUAAAAUGUGACCGGUGUGGAAUAGUGCUCUCCCCUCAUGACCUUGUGAUGCGUACAAUGGCGUAUAUAUUUCAUUUACAUUGCUUUGCCUGCGUCAUGUGCGGUCAACCCUUACAGAGAGGAGAUCAGUAUAUACUACGGGGUGGACAACUAAUCUGUAGAAUGGAUUUUGAAAAAGAGCUUUACAUGAUGCAGGGUUUCGGGGGUAUGGACCAGACUAGAUGGAUGGGCGAUGAGUUAGGUUAUGAUGAUCUCGGCGGAGGGAGGCCUAGAGAUGGGCGUAGAGGACCAAAACGACCUAGGGAUGUGCGCGAAGCGCUAGCAAAAGAUACUGGUUUAAGUGUGAGAGUAGUCCAAGUUUGGUUUCAAAACCAACGAGCUAAAAUGAAGAAAAUGCAGAGAAGAAGUAAAACGGAUAAGGACGGAAAACCAGUAGAGAAGGAAGGAAAGAAGGAGAAAGAAG
Messenger RNA from Eurytemora carolleeae, 607 nucleotides. Its product is annotated as LIM homeobox transcription factor 1-beta. Gene Ontology annotation, cellular component: nucleus. The transcript is spliced from 7 exons. NCBI's taxonomy places the organism in Eukaryota, Metazoa, Arthropoda, Copepoda, Calanoida, Temoridae. The record is from RefSeq and is a predicted model, not a curated record. The annotation marks the transcript as partial. Gene Ontology annotation, molecular function: RNA polymerase II transcription regulatory region sequence-specific DNA binding; DNA-binding transcription factor activity, RNA polymerase II-specific. Gene Ontology annotation, biological process: neuron differentiation; regulation of transcription by RNA polymerase II.